UUGCUGCGGCCACUUUGCCGUGUCGCCGCCGCCAGUGGCGAGAUGGAGGGGCCGGGCCUGGGCUCGCAGUUGAGCAUCAGUGCAGACAGAGCGCUCCAGGAGAAGCCCUCUAGUUCAAGUUCAAGGGACAAGAAGGAGGUCUGGCAACACAGGCUCCUGAAACUCUGUGGGAGGAGAACUUCCUCUUUGAACAGAGGAGUUGUGGCGCCAAGACAGCUGUUCUUAGAAGUGACACCCAAAGCAUGAUCCAUAAAAGAAAAAAAUUGCUAAAUUGGACUUCAUCAAAAUUGAAAAUUUGGGACUUUUAAGAAAUGGGAAGAUAAGGUAUAGGCUGGGAGAAAAUGUUUGCAAAUCUAGACACAAGAGGACUUGUGUCUGGAAUGUAUAAUGUUAAGAACUCUCAAAACUUAACAGUAAGAAAACAAACAGCCCAAUUAAAAAAUGGGUAAAAGACAAUUCACCAAAGAAGAUAUACAGAUGGCAAAUAAGCACAUGAGAAGAUACUCAACUUCAGCUAUUAAGGAUAUGCAAAUUAAGACCGUCAUGAGCUACCGCUACUUAUCUAUUAUACUGACCAUACCAGAUGCCAGUGAGCAUGGAGAGCAGUUGGAACUCUCCUACGUGGCUAGCGGCAAUGCAAAGUGGUACAGGCACUCUGGAAAAUAGUUGGGCGAUUUCUUAUAAAUUCAACAUAUACUCACCAGAUGGCCAAGCAGUCUCACUCUUAGAGAAGCAAAAACAUAUGUUCAUACAAAAGCUUUGUACAUGAAUGUUUAUAGCAGCUCUACUUAAAAUUGCUAAAAGCUGGAAACAACUUGCCUGGGUUGUUUGAAUGGAUAAGCUGUGAUAUAUUCAUAUUAUGGAAUACUAUGCAGCAGGGAAAUAACUAUGAAUAACCCAGAACCACUUGAAUGAGUCUCAGAAAGCUUAUGUUAAGUGAAAGAAACCAGUCUCAGAAGAUUAUAUGCUGUAUAAUUCCAUUAUAUGACACUCUGGGAAAGAGGAAACUAGUGAUGAAGCACAUAUCGGUGAUUGCCAGGAGCUGAGUGCAGGAAUCACGGCCAUGGCCCCCACCCUCCAGGGUUUGGUCGACAUGGAAUCUGUGCAUCUGAAAGCAAAGAACUUGCCAAAGCGAGAGAGGCUCUUCCUCUUAUAGAGGACUCUAGUAACUGUGACAUUGUAAAAGCUACUCAAUACGGGAUUUUUGAACGUUGUAAAGAGUUGGUAGAAGCAGGAUAUGAUGUCAGGCAACCCGACAAAGAAAAUGUGUCGCUUCUUCAUUGGGCUGCUAUUAACAACAGGCUGGAUCUUGUAAAGUUUUAUAUUUCAAAAGGUGCUGUAGUAGAUCAGUUGGGUGGAGAUUUAAAUUCGACUCCUCUUCACUGGGCCAUCAGACAAGGACAUUUGCCUAUGGUCAUAUUAUUACUACAGUAUGGAGCAGACCCCACUCUCAUUGAUGGGGAGGGCUUCAGCAGCAUCCACCUGGCAGUAUUAUUUCAGCACAUGCCCAUUAUAGCCUAUCUCAUCUCCAAAGGACAGAGUGUGAAUAUGACAGAUUUAAAUGGGCAGACACCUCUCAUGUUAUCAGCUAACAAAGUACUUGGGCCAGAACCAACUGGAUUUCUUUUAAAGUUUAAUCCUUCUCUCAAUGUGGUUGAUAAAAUACACCAAAACACUCCACUCCACUGGGCAGUUGCAGCAGGAAAUGUUAAUGCAGUCGAUAAACUUUUGGAAGCUGGUUCUAGCCUGGAUAUCCGAAAUGUUAAGGGUGACACACCUCUUGAUAUGGCUCUACAAAACAAAAAUCGCCUCAUUAUUCACAUGCUAAAAACAGAAGCCAAAAUGAGAGCCAACAAGAAGUUCAGACUUUGGAGGUGGCUGCAGAAAUGCGAGCUCUUCCUGCUGCUGAUGCUUUCUGUGAUUACCAUGUGGGCUGUUGGAUACAUACUGGACUUCAAUUCAGAUUCUUGGCUUUUAAAAGGAUGUCUUCUAUUAACAUUGUUUUUUCUGACAUCUUUGUUUCCAAGGUUCUUGGUCGGGUAUAAGAGCCUCGUAUACUUACCAGCAGUCUUCCUGCUAAGUUCCAUUUUUUGGAUAUUUGUGACUUGGUUCAUCUUAUUCUUUCCUCAUCUAGCAGGCACCCCUUUCUAUUUUGCUUUCCUUCUCAGCAUAAUAGGCUUCCUCUACUUUUUCUACAAGACUUGGGCAACAGAUCCAGGCUUCACCAAAGCUUCUGAAGAAGAAAGGAAAAUGAAUAUCAUCACCCUUGCAGAGACUGGCUGUCUGGACUUCAGAACAUUUUGUACAUCCUGUCUUAUAAGGAAGCCAUUAAGGUCACUUCAUUGCCACGUGUGUAACUCCUGUGUCGCUCGAUAUGAUCAGCAUUGUCUGUGGACUGGACGGUGCAUAGGUUUUGGCAACCAUCGCUAUUACAUAUUCUUCUUAUUUUUCCUUUCCAUCGUUUGUGAUUGGAUUAUAUAUGAAUCUAUUAUCUAUUGGUCAAAUCAUUGUGCCACAACAUUCAGAGAAGAUGGACUAUGGACCUACCUCAAUCAGAUUGUGGCCUGUUCCCCUUGGGUUUUAUAUAUCUUCAUGCUGGCAGCUUUCCAUUUCUCUUGGUCAACAUUUUUAUUAUUAAAUCAACUCUUUCAGAUUGCUUUUCUGGGCCUAACCUCCCACGAAAGAACCAGCCUGCUGAAGCAGAGCAGGCAUAUGAAACAGACAUUGUCCCUCAGGAGGACCCCAUACAACCUUGGGCUCACACAGAACCUCGCAGAUUUCUUUCAGUGUGGCUGCUUCGGCUUGGUGAAGCCCUGUGCCGUGGAUUGGACGUCACAAUACACCAUGGUCUUCCACCCAGCGAAGGAGAAGGUCCUUCGCUCCGUAUGAAGAAAAGCAACCCCAGACUCUCCCUCUGACCUGCUUGUGUUUAUGUUGAUGCCCUGUGGUCUGCAAGUGAAGUGAACAUUCAGAGUUCACCUAAGCCCAAAGGAAAAUGCAGGUGGUUUUUAAAGCUAUUUGGUAAAAACAAGUUCUCAAUAAAGGCAUUACAGUUUUA
Callorhinus ursinus (northern fur seal) is the source of this 3058-nucleotide messenger RNA. Lineage: Eukaryota; Metazoa; Chordata; Mammalia; Carnivora; Otariidae. The record is from RefSeq and is a predicted model, not a curated record.